Molecule: messenger RNA, 519 nt
Organism: Phytophthora nicotianae INRA-310
Lineage: Eukaryota; Oomycota; Peronosporomycetes; Peronosporales; Peronosporaceae
Exons: 2
Coding region: 1-519 (172 amino acids)
Source: RefSeq, a predicted model, not a curated record
AUGGUACGCUCCCAAGACCGCCAAGACCGCGCCGCUGAGACACUCAACGAGGCCGACUUUCGUGCCUCCACUGCCGAGUUAUUUCAGCGGGAGGAACGUCGCAAGGCAAAGGUCGCUCAAAUCGUCGUACCCAGCCGCAGAGACGACAAUGACGAAGGGGACAACUCCGGCGUGGGAACUUUGCCGUCCGUCUUUGACUUCUGCUUACAAGCUGAAGGGCCCGAUGGGGUGCUCAAGCUCACCAACUUUGCGCCAGAGGAGUUCGAUCAUGUUUGGGCAGCUGUGUACCCUCAUUUGCAGGGGAAAUGGAACGUGGGCCGCGGUAAAAAAUGCCGCUACGCUGCGCGCGACGUUUUCUUUAUGACGCUGAGUUCACUCAAACAUCUUGGUAAAUGGGACACCGUUGCUCGAGUUUUUAGAAUCCCGCCAUCCACCUUUCAGAAAAUGAUCCGCAAGUUUAUGGAUAUACUGUCUCCUAUUCUCUACGAAAUCAUGCUAACAAACCCAGCGGUAACAUGA